Molecule: messenger RNA, 2869 nt
Organism: Solea solea (common sole)
Lineage: Eukaryota; Metazoa; Chordata; Actinopteri; Pleuronectiformes; Soleidae
Gene: ift81
Product: intraflagellar transport 81 homolog
Exons: 18
Coding region: 253-2283 (676 amino acids)
Biological process (GO): intraciliary transport; cilium assembly
Cellular component (GO): centrosome; cilium; intraciliary transport particle B
Molecular function (GO): tubulin binding
Source: RefSeq, a predicted model, not a curated record
GACGACCUCGGGGUUUCCAUGGGGCUGUCGACAACAAACUCUGUGGGCAACUUAAAGAUUCAUGUGACGACGGAGCAAAUGUUUUUAUUUGUAUCGUACACAUUUGAAAAUUAUUGUUUCCACGAACAGAAGUAAGCUGGUAAACUGAGGGCGUUUUCUGUAGGGACUGGCAAAGUAGGUUAGCCGUCGACAGGAAGCUAACUCUGCGUUAGCUCGGUAAUCUAGUGAAGGACAGGGGGAGGAUUUUGCAACAUGAGUGAGCAGCUGAAAUUCAUCGUCGAGCAACUCAACAAAGACCCGUUCAAGAAAAACUUCAACCUCAUCACGUUCGACUGUCUGGAGCCGAUGCAGCUGCUGCAGAUUUUAAACGAUGUUCUGGCUGAAAUAGAUCCAAAGCAAUCCCUCGAUAUAAGAGAAGAAAUGCCUGAACAGACAGUGAAGAGAAUAUGUGCUCUGCUGGGGAUGCUGAAGUACUUACCUCCUGGCAAUCUUUCUGACGUAAGCGCCUUCAGACAGGGUCUGGUGACUGGCAGCAAACCUGUGGUCCACCCGAUCCUGCACUGGCUGCUGCAGAGGGUUCCCGAACUGAAGAAGAGGGCUUACCUGGCCCGCUUUCUCGUCAGACUGGAGGUGCCGGCAGAGUUUCUGCAGGACGAUGUCAUCAAUGACACCUGUCAUCAGUAUGAAGAGCUGGUGGAAGCAUUUAAGACAUAUCACAAGGAGUGUGAACAGCUGAGGACUUCAGGGUUCUCCGCAGCAGAAAUCCGAAGGGACAUUAGUGCGAUGGAGGAGGAGAAAGAUCAACUCAUCAAACGAGUGGAGAGGCUGAAGAAGAGGGUGGAGUCAGUGUCCAACCAUCAGCGGAUGCUGGACCAGGCCAGACAGCUGCGAGUGGAAAGCGAGAGAGAGGAGGCACUGACUCACCAGAAGCAAGAGCAGAAGAACCAACUGUUCCAGGCCGAGCAGAGGCUGCAAAGAUCACAGCAGCAGUUGAAGGAUUUGCAGCAGGCGGCAGCAGAUGCCAAUCCAGAGAGUUUAAUGAAGAGGCUUGAAAUGGAGAUCAAGAUCAACUCGUAUAUGGUCUCUGAGAAACUGCCCAAAGAGCUGGAGAGUAUGAGGCGCACGGUGCAGUAUCUUCAGAAGGUGGUGUCAGAGCCAGCCAUGGGUCAGGCCGACCUGCACGAGAUGGAGAACAAGAUUAAACAAGUGGAUUCUCAGAUAAACCAUCUGAUUGAGAAGAGGAUGAUGAGAAAUGACCCCAUGGACGACAAGCUGACCCUUUACAGGCAACAGGCUUCCAUCAUCAUUCGCAGGAAGGAGUCAAAGGCAGAGGAGCUUCAGCAAGCGAGGGAGGAACUGGCCGCAGCAGAGAGGGAGCUGAGGCAGAGGAGCAGCCAUGCACAAACCUCAGAUGGGGAAGAGGUGAUCCGGGGCGAUGAGCUGAAACGUCUGGUGGUGAAACUCCGGAGCAAAGGAACCGUGUACAAGAAGAAACGGCAGGAAAUUGCUGAGAUGAAAGCGGAGUAUGGAGUCCUGCAGCGAACAGAGGAGAUUCUCAAGCAGAGGCAUGAGGCUGUUCAACAGAAACUGCAAAAGGUGGAAGCUGAGAAAGGAAUCUCUGGCUACAGUAACACUCAGGAGGAACUGGAGAGAGUGUCUGCCAUCAAGAGCGAGCUGGACGAAAAGAAGGGCCGCACUCUGGACGACAUGUCUGAAAUGGUGAAGAAGUUGAACUCGAUGAUAGUGGACAAGAAGUCGGCUCUAGCUCCGAUUAUAAAAGAACUGAGGGCAAUGAGACAACAGUGUCAGGAGCUAAACCAGGAAUAUGAGGACAAGAAGGCGCAGUAUGAAAGUUGCGCUGCUGGUCUGGAGAGCAACAGAUCUAAAUUGGAGCAGGAGGUGAAGGCAAUGAGAGAGGAGACGUCGCAAGAGGAAAACAAAUACCAUCAUCUUAACGCCAUGUCAGAGAUCAUUGAGAUGCAAAUACAGCGGGCGGCUGAAGAGAUGAAGGCCUAUGUAUCCUCUGACCCACAGGAGAGGAAGAAGACCAUCAGGGAGGUGUACAUGAAGAACAUUUCAGAGCAGGAGUUACUUGGCAAGAAGUUACGUGAGAAGCAGAAGAUGGUGCGGGAGAGCCACAGCGACAACAUGGAGCAGAUGAAGAUGUGGCGGGACCUGGAGCAGCUGAUGGAGUGCAAGAGGCAGUGCUUUAUACGAGCUCAGAGCCAGGCAUCUGUUGGUCAAGUCAUCCAGAAGGGAGGAGAGGAUAGGCUGGUGUUGUAAGGAUGCGUCACUGCACGGUCAACAAUAGGUCACCUACAGUACAUUCACUACAAAGAGUUCAGUGUAAUGCUCUCUUGUUGCAUGUAAACUGUUGGAGGACAUUAUAGAAUAUAUACUGUAGACAGCAGGUUCACUGUAUUGGUGGAUUCCAUUUUCCGCUAUUGUGUUUUUAUCUUGUGUUACCGUAACUUCUGCUGAUAACAAGGUUGAAUCUACAAACCGGUAACAAACCCCAUGCACGAGGAGGUCUUUCCCUCUCCCUCUGGAGACUCCUAUUGGACACAUCUUUAAGAAUACACUUCCAAUCAAAGUGUCCAAAGAUAACAUACAAAGUGGAGCACUUACGAUUUGACCUCAGUCAACUAUUCUUAUCAACCGCAACCACAACCUCGGACAUAAUGUCUUGCCAGUUUUGGAAUGCAGUGGGACCAACGUUGCUUUGGACAUUGUCGAUAAAACGGUCAUUUUAUUUCACACGUAUAUUUUAAGUAAAUCCAUAUAGCAACAUAGGCUUUGACAUUCAAGACGUUCAUAGUUAGAUGUUCUGCUUUUCUAUGUAUUAUUUAAUAAAUGUAUUUUCUAUUCA